This is a messenger RNA of Coffea eugenioides, 1857 nucleotides long. Its product is annotated as transcription factor HHO2-like. The coding region runs from base 270 to 1562 and encodes 430 amino acids. The record is from RefSeq and is a predicted model, not a curated record. Gene Ontology annotation, molecular function: DNA-binding transcription factor activity; DNA binding. Gene Ontology annotation, biological process: regulation of DNA-templated transcription. The transcript is spliced from 5 exons. NCBI's taxonomy places the organism in Eukaryota, Viridiplantae, Streptophyta, Magnoliopsida, Gentianales, Rubiaceae.
GUUGCUGUUUUUGAGAAUCUUCCCUUCGCCUCUCCCCUCUCUCCUCUCUUUCUCAAGUCUAAUCUUCACCGCUCUCUUAUAUAAACAGAAACCAGAUAUAUAUAGAUCUUAAACACCAUUUUUUUUUUUACUUUCCUUUUUGUUCAAUGUUUUUUAGCUUAAAUUCCCACAAUCAUAAUCCAAAGAUCUAGAUUGAACAGAGGAAAAUAGACGAUCGAUCUCGCAUAUACAUAUCGAAACAAUACGACUGUGAGUAAUUUAAUUGGAAAAUGGGUUCAAUUCCGCCUGAACUGAGCUUGGAUUUUCGGCCACCUUCAACGAGAACAGUAACAACCACCACCGUUACAGCUGCUGCAUCAGAAGAACAGAGUUGUUGUUAUGUCCCCAAGACGAUCGACGAGCUGGUUGGACAAGUGUCAAUGAUCGGUAACGUAGCGGAGAAGCUGUUAAAGCUUGAUGAUUAUGUGACGAAACUUGAAGAUGAAAUGAAGAAGAUCGAUGCUUUCAAACGUGAACUCCCUCUUUGUAUGCUCCUCCUCAACGAUGCAAUUAGGACUUUGAAAGAGGAAUCGACGAAGUAUAAGACAAUGGAUGCUGGACCAGUGUUGGAAGAGUUCAUUCCUCUCAAGAAAAAUUGUGAUGAAGAUGAGAAAUCGGAAAUGGUUGUUGAGACCAGCAAAAAAGAUAAGGACUCCAGAGAGAAGAUGAGUUGGAUGAGUUCUGUGCAGCUCUGGAAUAGUGAUAACCCUGCCUCCAAAAGUGAUUUUGACAUUAACGAGGCACAUUCUAGACCAGAAACCAAAAAGAGAGUCGUGGAAGCAGAAAUCCAGGAGGAUUUGUUCGAGUCUUGUAAAAAUGGGAGCGUAGCAAGGGCAUUUGUGCCUUUCCAGGGGUGUUCUAGUCUUCCUGUGAUGAUAACAAGGAAGGAAAAUGAGUAUGAAUUACCAGGAGUAGUACCUGGGCUUUCGCUUCAAACUCCUGGGACUAAGAAACUAAAGGAGGACAUUGGCUCUGGCGGGUUAAAUUCGAGAGUUGGUGGCAGCAGAGCUGUUUCUUGUUCUGUAUCCAGCGUUCAGUCAAAUGUAAGGGCGGCUGUGUCUCAGCAACAGCAGCAAACUUCUAGAAAGCAAAGAAGGUGUUGGUCACCAGAGUUGCAUCGUAGGUUUGUCGAUGCCCUGCAAAAGCUUGGAGGUUGUCAAGCUGCUACGCCUAAGCAGAUUAGAGAGCUUAUGCAAGUCGAUGGUCUCACAAAUGAUGAAGUUAAGAGUCAUUUGCAAAAAUAUCGACUUCACACUCGAAGACUUCCGACCACUACAGGCACGUCUACAAAUCAACCUGUUGUUGUAUUAGGAGCUUUAUGGCUGCCCCAAGACCAGCAUGGUGAAUCAUCAAAGCAGAGCAACUCACAUUCUGGUUCUCCUCAGGGGCCUCUGCAGUUAGGUGGUGCCUCUAGAGGCACAUCAAUGACGGGGGGAGACAGCAUGGAGGAUGAAGAAGAUGAUAAAUCAGAGAGCCACAGUUGGAAAAGUCACAUUCGAACAUCGCAAAGAACUAAUGUAUAGAAGAUGUCCACCCUAAAUUUGCGGAUAGAAACAGAUACUAUAAUGUUUUGCAUACAUAUAAAUUGAUCUUGAAGAGUGGCUGUAAAAUUUUGCAGGAAUAGAUAUCCUUUUUGGCUUUUGAAUUUUUGGGUGUUCGAGUACGAUGUUGAUGUCCAUGUUUUGGUGCAAGGAACUCCGCGUAUACUCCAUUAGUUGAAUUCUGAAGAAACUGAAUCCCUCAGCAGAAUAUGAGUAUUCUAUUAUGGAUUGACAAUUCUUUUUUUUAAUAGUAAUUCCGAUUCCUUCGUCUAUUUUA